UUCCAAUUCAAGCAUUGAAAUGCAUAUUGGGAGGGUUAUCCUAAUCUGCAAGAAAAAGCAAUGGCCUACUCAAUCCCAAUCAUUUCUUAAACAAAGAAAAUAAGAAGAAAACAGGACAGAAAGGUUUUAUUGUGAUUGGAAGGUCCCGCGCUUUUCUUAGACUCAACUUUCAAAGCACUCCGAGUGAAGGUUGGCAGGCGCCUUAUAAAUGAUGAGGCUCUCCAUUUGCUGCUUCACGAGUCGAUAGCAUAAAGCAUCCUCCUCAGGGUGGUUCGUGGGAACUGUUUUUGUAUGUGUGAUAGUGGGACGUGUAAUUGGUGGUUUUUGAUGGGGAACUGUACAAGUGGGAAUCCAACUGAUAAUAUCAUAGUAAACCAUGACUUCUACAAGGGACUGUACUCUUGGCAUCCCAAUUGCUGCAAUGGCUUUAUAGUAUCAGCCAAUUCUGGUAACCAGGUUGGAUUGUCACCAAAGUCAGGUGGUAAUUAUGCAGUUAUCAAAAAUCGCACAGAACACUGGCAGGGUCUGGAGCAAGAUAUCACAAGAAAAAUUUCACCAGGUUCUACAUACUCAGUUUCUGCUUGUGUUGGAGUAUCGGGGCCCCUUUCAGGGUCUACAGAUGUCAUGGCAACCUUGAAGCUAUUAAACCAUGGUUCAGGAGCGAGCUAUAUGUUCAUUGGAAAAACAUCUGUGUCAAAGGGAAAAUGGGAAAUGGUGGAAGGUACAUUCUCAUUACCAACAGUGCCUAAUCAGGUUAUAUUUUAUUUGGAAGGGCCUCCUCCGGGUGUUGAGCUGCUUAUUGAUUCAGUGGUUAUUAGGUGUCCUAGUUCAAGCAAGUCAGAGAAGAGUACAAGCAUAGGAUGCAGUGCUGUUGGAGACGAGGUCAUCAUAAACCCUCAAUUUGAAGAUGGUCUCAGUAACUGGUCUGGAAGAGGCUGCCAGGUUGUUUUGCAUGAUUCUAUGGCAGAUGGGAAGAUUGUACCAGAAACUGGGAAAGUUUUUGCAUCUGCAUCAGAGCGCACUCAGAACUGGAAUGGAAUCCAGCAGGAGAUCACUGGAAGAGUGCAGCGAAAGCUAGCAUAUAAUGUAACAGCUGUUGUACGGAUAUUUGGUAACAAUGUCACAACUGCUACUGUACAAGCUACAUUAUGGAUCCACACACCAGAUCGUGGCGAACAGUACAUCGGAAUUGGCAAAGUGCAGGCGACCGAUAAGGAUUGGGUGCAAUUGCAGGGAAAGUUCCUUCUAAAUGGUUCCCCUUCAAGAGUAAUCAUCUAUUUAGAAGGCCCACCUCCAGGCACGGACAUCCUUGUCAAUGCCUUAAGCGUAAAGCAUGCCGAGAAAAUCCCUCCUUUACCACCACCGAUUAUUGAGAAUCCUGAUUAUGGAGUUAAUAUAAUUACAAAUAGCCAACUAAGUGAUGGAACCAAUGGAUGGUUUCCUCUUGGUAACUGCAAUUUGAAUGCUGCAUCAGGCUCACCAAAGAUACUUCCUCCAAUGGCUAGAGAUUCCCUUGGUGUCCAUGAACCUUUAAGCGGCCGCUAUAUCCUGGUGAAAAAUCGCACGCAAACUUGGAUGGGCCCAGCUCAGAUGAUCACUGAUAAGCUGAAACUUUUCUUGACAUACCAAGUAUCUGCUUGGGUUCGAAUUGGUUCUGGAGCAAGUGGUCCUCAAAAUGUGAAUGUUGCACUUGGUGUGGACAACCAGUGGGUAAAUGGUGGACAAGCUGAGAUUAAAGAUGGUAGAUGGCAUGAAAUCGGUGGUUCCUUUAGAAUUGAGAAGCAACCAUCCAAGGUUAUGGUUUAUGUCCAGGGUCCAGCUGCAGGUGUUGAUUUCAUGGUUGCUGGACUUCAGAUUUUCCCUGUUGACCGUGUGGCCCGGUUUAAGCAUUUGGCAAGGCAAACUGACAAGACUCGAAAGCGUGAUGUUAUCCUUCAAUUCUCAGGAUCUGAAUCAAGCAGUUUGUUUGGAACCUCUGUUACAGUCAUGCAAACACAAAAUAGUUUCCCUAUAGGGUCUUGCAUCAAUAGAACAAAUAUAGAGAACGAAGAUUUUGUUGAUUUCUUUGUGAAAAACUUCAACUGGGCGGUGUUCGAAAAUGAAUUGAAAUGGUAUUGGACGGAACCACAAAGAGGAAAUUUCAACUACAAAGAUGCUGAUGAUAUGUUGGCUUUAUGUCAAAACAACAAAAUAGAAACCCGAGGUCAUUGUAUUUUCUGGGAAGUUCAGUCCAGUGUCCAGCAAUGGAUUCAAGCAUUGAACAAAAUUGACUUGAUGAAAGCUGUUCAAAAUCGUCUAACAGGCCUUCUCACACGUUACAAGGGAAAGUUCAGGCACUAUGACGUGAACAACGAGAUGUUGCAUGGGUCAUUUUAUAAAGACCGGUUGGGCAAAGAUAUCCGAACAUACAUGUUUAAGACUGCAAAUCAGCUUGAUCCAUCUGCCACCCUAUUUGUGAAUGAUUAUCAUGUUGAAGAUGGAAGGGACACCAGAUCAUAUCCUGAAAAGUAUAUUGAACAAAUUAUUGAUUUGCAGCUGCAAGGUGCACCUGUUGGAGGGAUUGGGAUUCAAGGACAUAUAGAUAAUCCAGUAGGACCAAUAGUGUGUAGUGCUCUGGAUAAGUUAGGCGUUCUUGGUCUUCCUAUCUGGUUUACAGAGCUUGAUGUGUCUUCCCUCAAUGAACACAUUCGAGGGGAGGAUUUGGAAGUUAUGAUUAGAGAAGCUUUUGCACAUCCUGCUGUGGAGGGUGUAAUGCUGUGGGGAUUUUGGGAAUUGUUCAUGAGCCGGGACAAUGCCCAUCUGGUUGAUGCAGAAGGUGAAAUCAAUGAAGCUGGGAAGAGAUUUCUCGCUCUUAAACAUGAAUGGUUGUCUCAUUCACACGGACGUAUCGAUAUUCAAGGACAAUUCGAAUUCAGAGGCUUUCAUGGGACAUAUGUUGUGGAAGUUGAAACUGAAUUGAACAAAGUUUCGAGAACAUUUGUUGUUGACAAGGGCGACUCCCCAUUGGUGGUGUCCAUAGAUCUGUAAAAUCGAAUUAUUAUGAAUAAAAUAUGGGAUGAAUCAA
Molecule: messenger RNA, 3064 nt
Organism: Gossypium raimondii (Peruvian cotton)
Lineage: Eukaryota; Viridiplantae; Streptophyta; Magnoliopsida; Malvales; Malvaceae
Product: endo-1,4-beta-xylanase 1
Exons: 8
Coding region: 292-3027 (911 amino acids)
Biological process (GO): carbohydrate metabolic process
Molecular function (GO): hydrolase activity, hydrolyzing O-glycosyl compounds
Source: RefSeq, a predicted model, not a curated record